This is a messenger RNA of Bubalus bubalis (water buffalo), 2110 nucleotides long. RefSeq names its product involucrin (gene IVL). The record is from RefSeq and is a predicted model, not a curated record. The coding region runs from base 138 to 1781 and encodes 547 amino acids. Gene Ontology annotation, cellular component: cornified envelope. Gene Ontology annotation, biological process: keratinocyte differentiation. The transcript has 2 exons. Lineage: Eukaryota; Metazoa; Chordata; Mammalia; Artiodactyla; Bovidae.
CUCCUUCAACUUGGGAAGGAGGCCAGGCUGGGGAACGGUAUAAAGGGCACCUCGGCCCCUGCUCAGCUCAGCACUCCACUAGAAGCCUCUCCAGCUGGCCCCACUGUGAGUCUGGUUGACCGAAAGCAGCUUCCAAGAUGUCCCAGCAACACACUCUGCCAGUGAUUCUGCCCCCUGCCCUCUCUCAGGAGUCCCUCAAGCCUGCUUCUCCUCCCACCAAUACCCAGCAGGAGCAAGUGAAGCAGCCAACUCCACUGCCUGCCCCAUGCCAGAAGGUACACUCGGAGCUCCCAGGGGAGGUCCCCUUGGAGCUUGGGGAGAAACACACAAUUGUGAAAGGGGUGGCUGAGCAAAAGUGUGAACCACAGCAACCAGAGCCAGAGCAGCAAGAACAGCAUGUGAAACAGCAGCAGCAAGAGUCACAGGUGCAGGAACAGCAUGUGGAACAGCAGCAGCAAGAGUCAAAGGUGCAGGAACAGCAUGUGGAACAGCAGCAGCAAGAGUCAAAGGUGCAGGAACAGCAUGUGGAACAGCAGCAGCAAGAGUCAAAGGUGCAGGAACAGCAUGUGGAACAGCAGCAGCAAGAGUCAAAGGUGCAGGAACAGCAUGUGGAACAGCAGCAGCAAGAGUCACAGGUGCAGGAACAGCAUGUGGAACAGCAGCAGCAAGAGUCAAAGGUGCAGGAACAGCAUGUGGAACAGCAGCAGCAAGAGUCAAAGGUGCAGGAACAGCAUGUGGAACAGCAGCAGCAAGAGUCAAAGGUGCAGGAACAGCAUGUGGAACAGCAGCAGCAAGAGUCAAAGGUGCAGGAACAGCAUGUGGAACAGCAGCAGCAAGAGUCACAGGUGCAGGAACAGCAUGUGGAACAGCAGCAGCAAGAGUCAAAGGUGCAGGAACAGCAUGUGGAACAGCAGCAGCAAGAGUCACAGGUGCAGGAACAGCAUGUGGAACAGCAGCAGCAAGAGUCACAGGUGCAGGAACAGCAUGUGGAACAGCAGCAGCAAGAGUCACAGGUGCAGGAACAGCAUGUGGAACAGCAGCAGCAAGAGUCAAAGGUGCAGGAACAGCAUGUGGAACAGCAGCAGCAAGAGUCACAGGUGCAGGAACAACAUGUGGAACAGCAGCAGCAAGAAUCAAAGGUGCAGGAACAGUAUGUGGAACAGCAGCAGCAAGAGUCACAGGUGCAGGAACAGUAUGUGGAAGAGCAACACCAAGAGUCACAGGUACAGGAAGUGCAUGUGGAGUUGCAGCAGCAAGAGUCUCAGGUGCAGGAACAGCAUGUGAAGCAGCAACAGCAAGAAUCACAGGUGCCAGAAGUGCAUGUGGAGCAGCAGCAACAAGAGUCACAGGUGCCAGAAGUGCAUGUGGAGCAGCAGCAACAAGAGUCACAGGUGCCAGAAAAGCAUGUGGAGCUGCAGCAGCAAGAAUCACAGGUGCCAGAAGUGCAUGUCAAAAAGCAACACCAGGAGCUACAGGAGCAGGAAGUGCAGCAGCAAAAAGAACAGCACGUGGAACAUCAGGAAGCAGAACACCUGGGGCUGCAGCUGGAACAGGAGAAGAAGGUCUUGGGCCAGCACUUGGGUCAAGAGCCAGCAAAGAGAGAGGAGCAAAUGGAAAAGAAAGAGGAGCAGCUGCUGGAGCAGCAGGAGGGGCAGCUGAAACAGCCUGUGUUUGUCCCAGCUCCCGGCCAGGUCCAAGAGACCCACCCAGUCCUGCCACUGAAGGGAAAAGCCUUGCCCUCUGAAGAAGCAGGAGGUGUAGUGCCUUCUAAACAAAAGUAACCAUGUGCAGUGUCCCAGAGGCCCCUGGAAAUCCCAUACAAGUGAAGAGAGAGCCAGUGGCCUCACUUAUCUUGGGCCCCCAACCUGGGUGACCCGCCUCAUCUGUGAACCUGCCUGACCCUGACCUUCUGCAUGUCUCCUUGAUAGGGCUGGGGUGGGGGGAGUUACAACCCAGCAUCCACCCCUGAUGAGCCCAAUCCCAACCUCAGGUGGCCAGAGGCUUUACCUGAGGAGAGAGUGACUAUAGCUACUCUGAAUACAUCCCCACUAUUAUAGCUGAAUCUGUGAGUCUGUACAAUAAUACAGAAUAAAUCCUGGAAGGCCUGGAA